AUGAAAUUCUACACGAGAACAGGACGAGUGGCCACCAUCAACGCCGACAUUGAAGCUGCUAGAAGAAUAUUCGACGCUUCCGUGAAGGGGCUGCAACUGAUCGCUCCCCCAACCAGCUCCAACAAGAAGCCAAGGGCCGAAGAUAAGCAUCCUCGCGAAGAUCAACAUCAGACGACCGACGUCAGCUCAGUCGACCUUGACGCACGCUUUACAGAAGAAGAGCUGAAGAAAGGCGAAGAGGCGCGACCAAAGGUAGCUCACCCCGUUCGACCUGUCCCGGACGGAGACUUCGAGCUUGUCCCGCUGGGCGACAACCCCGACAAAGCGGUGAAGAUCGGUAAGGGCAUCCCAGACCUACCAAGAAAGCAGCUCGUGGCCUGCCUCCGAGCCAACGCCGACCUGAGAGCACUGAAGGCUCAGGCGCUAGCAGAUUUCGUAGCUGAAAUGACCUCGAUCGCCAACCCCCUGGCCCUCGCUGAGAAUAAGUGGACCAUCUACGUAGAUGGCGCCUCAAGCAGCUCGAGAAGUGGGGCCGGCAUCAUCUUGGAAAACGACGAGGGACUCAUCAUUGAGGUUUCCUUGGUUCUCUCUUUCAACACGUCGAACAACCAGGCCGAGUACGAAGCUCUCCUAGCAGGCCUACGACUCGCAGAGGAUAUAGGCGCUCGGGAGGUUAAGAUUUACACUGACUCCCAACUCGUUGCAUCCCAGAUCAGCGGCGACUACCAAGCCAAGAACAACGUGCUUGCCGAGUACCUCACGCUCGUCAAGGAUAAGAUGAAAAAAUUCGCUAAGGCAGAAGUAGAGCAUAUACCCCGAGAGCACAACUCACGAGCCGGCGUAUUAUCCAAACUCGCGAGCACAAGAAAGAAAGGCGGGAACAAGUCGGUGAUCCAGGAAAUCCUAUCAAGGCCGAGCGUGGACAAGGGCGCGCAACCCCUACCUGUGCUCGCCAUCAGCGACAACAACUGCUGGAUGACCCCGGUGUACAACUUUCUCACAAAAGACGAACUCCCAACCGACGCAAAAGAGGCUUCAGCAAUCAAAAGACGAGCCUGCUCGUACACCAUCGUCGAGAACAAACUAUACCGACGAGGUUUCUCCAUUCCUCUCCUCAAAUGUGUCGAUGCUUCGCAAGCUCUCGAGAUCCUUCAAGAGCUCCACGAGGGAAUCAGCGGACAACAUCUAGGCGGCCGGUCACUCGCGAGAAAGGCCCUCAGGGCCGGGUAUUACUGGCCGACCAUGCAGCAGAACGCCAGGGAACACGUCCAGAAAUGCGACAAAUGCCAACGUCACGCCGACAUGCACUUAGCUCCCCCGAACGAGCUUAAAUCUUCAUCCUCACCUUGGCCCUUCUCCACCUGGGGAAUGGACCUCCUCGGACCCUUCCCAGUCGGUUCAUACCAAAACAAAUACCUGGCGAUUAUAACCGACAACGGCACCCAAUUCACAGACAGAAAGUUCCAAGAGUUUAUGGCCAAACUCGAAACGAAACAACACUUCACUUCGGUCGAACACCCCCAAACGAACGGGCAAGCUGAAGCCGCCAACCGAGUCAUACUCCGAGGACUGAAGAGGAGGUUGGGCGAGGCGAAGAAAGCUUGGGUAGAAGAACUACACAGUGUACUCUGGGCGUACAGGACGACCCCUCAUUCGAGCACAGGCGAAACCCCGUUCAGGUUAACCUACGGCACCGAAGCCAUGAUCCCUGUGGAGAUCCGAGAACCUUCUCGUCGGACCGAGUCACCUCUCGAAGAAGAACUCAACGACGAAGCUAUGAGGGAAGAACUCAACAUGGUCGAGGAAAUCCGAGCAGGAUCUUCCCUCCGAGAGGCAAAGUUGAAACAACAGAUAGCUUUACGCCACAACGCCAAAGUCAUCAAGCGCGACAUCGAACAUAAAUAA
Molecule: messenger RNA, 1905 nt
Organism: Vicia villosa (hairy vetch)
Lineage: Eukaryota; Viridiplantae; Streptophyta; Magnoliopsida; Fabales; Fabaceae
Exons: 4
Coding region: 1-1905 (634 amino acids)
Biological process (GO): DNA integration
Molecular function (GO): RNA-DNA hybrid ribonuclease activity; nucleic acid binding
Source: RefSeq, a predicted model, not a curated record